AUGUCGGCGGUGCAGCCUCUACCAAUGACUUCCUUUGAUCUUUUACUUGACCAGGAACCUUUCAUUGCCGGCUAUGCAGUGACAGGUAGUGUCUUGCUCAACUUCCGUCUACUACAAGCCGACGGGAUAGAGACAAUCUACGUCAAGCUGACGGGUCGUAUGUACGGGACACGAGGAAAUAGCGAGAAAUCUGAAUCGAGGAGCAUAAACUUCGUGUACCACAAAGUGCCCAUCUGGACACGCGGGCAGGCCUAUCCUUCUCCGGGCUCUGAUGUCUUGACAUUGCCUUUCCAACUACCCUUGGGUGUCGACCUGCCGCCUUCCUUCACUGCGAACGUCCGUCGCCUCCGCUUGGUGGUGAGAUACAAGCUACACGUUACCGGCGAACGUCCUGGAUUGCUCAAGCACAACAAGGAGAUCAAACGCUCGAUCACAAUACAGCCCAAUGACACGGUUAGCGAGGUGGUUCAAACUCACCUGGGUGUUGGCUGGGAUGGGCCCUGGACCGCAAUACGUGCGAGCGAACGCAUCAGCAGAUACGUAAUGUGGGGCGAACAUGCAGACGUAGAUGUCCGUAAUGAGAUGCAGCUCACUGUCCCUGCGAUCGAUGCGGUACCAAUGAACGCCACGAUACCCUUCACCCUUUCCAUGACAACACUCAGCAGACCAUAUCCUCAAGAUCAUGAGGGCGAAUUAUGGCCAAGUCCGCCGCGCCGGCCGGAAGCAUACGAAUUCGCGAUCAGGGAAGACAUGAUCAUCCACAUUCGGAGACCACAAACUGCGUGCAUUACCUUGCGACAAUCGUUAGGACACACGCAACUCGAGCAUGCAGAGAAGCAGUGGAUACCUUCGACCGGCGGGCAGGGAAAAUGGAAGCAGGAGGCCACGCUGAAGUCGAGUAUCACGCUGCAAUGUCCGCCAACAUUCACGUUCAUGUGGGAGGGCAGUAUCCGCCUCGCCGUCUCCGUACGAUGCUUCCUCAUCGCAUUUAGAGUCAUGUCAACUUACCUUCUUACCCUCAUUGUCUCCUGCCAGUAUCGUUUAUGCGUUACCGUCAAGUUCGGCGCUAUGCGCGCGCUGACGUUCGAACAGCCAAUUACCGUUGUUCGCGAGCGUAAGGCGUAG
Messenger RNA from Rhodofomes roseus, 1125 nucleotides. RefSeq lists its product as uncharacterized. The transcript is spliced from 3 exons. Bases 1 to 1125 code for a protein of 374 amino acids. The record is from RefSeq and is a predicted model, not a curated record. Lineage: Eukaryota; Fungi; Basidiomycota; Agaricomycetes; Polyporales; Fomitopsidaceae.